Messenger RNA from Babesia bovis T2Bo, 731 nucleotides. RefSeq lists its product as uncharacterized. The record is from RefSeq and is a predicted model, not a curated record. The transcript has a single exon. Lineage: Eukaryota; Apicomplexa; Aconoidasida; Piroplasmida; Babesiidae. Bases 111 to 632 code for a protein of 173 amino acids.
CACAUAUUUAAUUAUGUAUGAACUGAUAUCUAUUAUCAAUGUGAAUCAUUAAUGUAUAGUCCAUUGCAUAUUUGUUAUUUAUAGGUACACAUUUGCAUACAUUAUCAAUUAUGUUGCUGUAUACUAUUUUUUCAUCUUCUAUUAUUAUAUUGUUGAGGGUGAAUGCGGCUAAUGUGGAUGUUUUGCGUGAAGGAGGCAAAUCUAAGUCUUCAUUGCCUGAUGGCAGCAUAUCGGAGGGAAGUGUAACAUCUAAAAGUGAACCCAAGGAUAAACGUUUGGUAGAACCAAAUUCUUUCAGUGAUCCUGUUGAAUGCCCAUCGCAUUCUAUUGACGCGGAUGAUCUUUAUAAGGAGCGUUACCAUGACCUGGAUAAAUUUGAUCGGUUUACUUAUCGGUUGUGGAAGAGGUUGUUCCGAACUGGCAGUGGCAUGAGUCGUGGUGUUUGGAAUGCAAUUUGUGGAAUGGGUGAUGGCUUUUUGUCGAUGUGUAACACAUUGAAAAAUACCUUUCCCAAUGCUAAGAUGAAAAACCCGUAUACUUAUGGUGAUUACGAAGAGGAAUUUGACGUUAGCUUGGAUAAGGAAACAUCGGAUUAUUUGCAGAAGCAACUGGAAUCAAAGGAUUGGCAUUGAUAUGGACGAAUCAGCUGAUCAAUGAGCUCCAGGAUAUCAUUAAUGUAUCGCCCUUGGAUAUAUGUCAUAUUAUGGAUGGCAGCGCUAUAUAAAAAGCAC